AUGCCGGUACAAUGGUAUUUGCUCCUACCUAAUGCAGCUUGGAUGAGAUUUUUCCUCUUUAUGAGUGUAUUCACCUUUCUUUAUAGUACCGUAAUGUCUAUAAUUAAAACCAUCCGAUUAACGGAACGAAUGCAAAUCGAUUGGAAUGCUACGGAAGCAAUUCUAUGUGGCUGUGUAUCUAUGCUAUAUUUUAUUGCUAAUGGCUUAGCAACCGGCUCGAUUGCGAUGGGCCAACGAGCCAAUAUCAAAACUUAUAAGGGAAAAUUGAAUUUCGCUCAAUUACAAGCUGCGGUGGUAUUUGGCUUCUUCACAGCAUUUUUGGUUUUGGCACAAUCAAUUAUUGAUGGCCAUCGAUUCUAUCAAGAUCGCAAAUUCCGAAAGCAGUAUUCUGAAUCCCCACAAGAGGAUCCGGAUGAUUAA
Molecule: messenger RNA, 420 nt
Organism: Trichoplax adhaerens
Lineage: Eukaryota; Metazoa; Placozoa; Uniplacotomia; Trichoplacea; Trichoplacidae
Exons: 4
Coding region: 1-420 (139 amino acids)
Source: RefSeq, a predicted model, not a curated record